AUGAUGAGGCGGUGUCUCGUCACUCGGAGGCGGGUGGUUUUGCUCCUGGCUCGAACCUCGGUGCUGAGGGUGACGCCGGAAUUCCAAAGGAUGGUCCUGAGGGCUAUAAUCCUCACGCGUUCAAGACGUGGUGGAAUGGCGGGAGUCCUCUUAUGGAGGACCAGGAUGCUUGCGGAGGGGCGACUUGGAUGUCUAAAGUUCAUCCCGGCUUGGGGAUUCCGCGUGAGGAGCUCACCUUUAGGACCGAUUUCGACGAAGCUGCUCAACAUCAUAUUAUGUCUGGCGGGAAGUUCACCGCGUUGGUCCAGAAGUACGAGACGGCGCUUCGGGCAGCUAAGGACGAAGCCUUUGUGUUGCGGCGGAGCAGGAGAUGGCCAAGAUGUCGAUACGAUGGUGGCUGAUUUGCAGCAGGAUAAACUGGCGCUUGAGUCGAAGGUCGCGGCGCUGAACAGGGAGAUAGUGAAGACUCUCGGACUCCAGGUAGCAGACAAGCUGAGGGCUCAAGUGAGUGAUCUGGAGGAGAAGGCGCGUCGGGAUGCAGAGGCUUCUGCUGCUGAGAUGGAGCGUCUCCGACGGUCUCGUCGAGAAUCGGUCGAGGCGGCUGUGACUCAGGUCUUCGACUCGGUGAAUGACUGGUAUGCUCCUCGUCUCCAUCGCUUGUCGGAGUUCGUCGCGCAGCGGGACAUGGUUGAAGCCGCUGUGGGGAGGAGGCAAGUCGACGAAGCUCUCCUCAACUUCGUGAAGAAGAUUCGGGGAGUGGAUCUGAACUUCGACGCGGUGGAGGAGAAGCUCGCGGCUAAGCUGGCGAAGAGCAUCGCGGAUGGGGAUGCGAUUGACGAAGUUGUUAUCGAUGAUGAUGACUUCGCUCCGCCUAACAGCCUUAAACGGCUGGUGCUGCCGGGAUCUCCUUCUCGUCGAGAUGGUGAUGGUGCGGAUCCGGGUGCGGGACCCUCUACUUCUGGGGCCAAGUCUGCUUAG
Microthlaspi erraticum is the source of this 978-nucleotide messenger RNA. NCBI's taxonomy places the organism in Eukaryota, Viridiplantae, Streptophyta, Magnoliopsida, Brassicales, Brassicaceae. The record is from the annotation of a GenBank genome assembly.